Larimichthys crocea (large yellow croaker) is the source of this 5075-nucleotide messenger RNA. It is a transcript of the gene mgat5, whose product is annotated as alpha-1,6-mannosylglycoprotein 6-beta-N-acetylglucosaminyltransferase. Bases 628 to 2853 code for a protein of 741 amino acids. The transcript is spliced from 18 exons. Lineage: Eukaryota; Metazoa; Chordata; Actinopteri; Sciaenidae. Gene Ontology annotation, cellular component: Golgi apparatus. Gene Ontology annotation, molecular function: alpha-1,6-mannosylglycoprotein 6-beta-N-acetylglucosaminyltransferase activity. The record is from RefSeq and is a predicted model, not a curated record. Gene Ontology annotation, biological process: protein N-linked glycosylation.
CACUCUCGCUCUGUAAGUGGGCAGAGCGAGCACAGAGGGCUCGUGCGCCGCCGAGGCAGGAAUCUCGUGUCGUUUUCGGUCCCCGCUCCGCACAACGACGUCUCUCCGCUCGCCCUCUGCCUGGAUUUUAACUCUCAUUCCCCGCAUUGUGACACCACUGCAACCACCGGAGAGGGGAGGAGAAGAAAAGUCAAGAGUUCACUGAUUCUCACCAGCGCGUGGGAGAACCGCCAGGUUUUCGCUGGGCCUCUCCAGGUGGAACCUGAGCGACAGGAUUCCCAGGGUUGGAUGCUGGACCUCUCACCGCGGAGGUCAAGGUUGUCAGAUGGCGGGGCUUCAAACUCAGCGAGGACACGUCAGCACAGGACAUGCCCACUGUACCUGAUGCAUCAGGCCGGACUCAGUCCCCUGAGAUGUUACUGAGCGACGAGGAUGGGUCAGAAAAGGAAAUCGCACCGGUGAGGCAGACGAGCCGCGCAAACCACCGCAGCUACACAGACUGACACGGCCAUGCCACGCCUGCCCUCCUGAUUCUCCUCCCACACCUCUGCUCCUUCCCUCGGUCAAAUCAGACUCACGUCAGCCACCCCCUCCCCCCUGCCAGAAAACCCCCUCUGUCAGGUCAGCAUGGCUACACCUUUCCUGUGGAAGCUGUCGUCCCAGAAGCUGGGCUUCUUCCUGGUCAGCUUCGGGUUCAUCUGGGGCAUGAUGCUGCUGCACUUCACCAUCCAGCAGCGAGCCAGCCACGAGAACAGCGCCGUGCUGAGGCAGCAGAUCCUGGACCUCAGCAAGCGCUACAUCAAGGCUUUAGCCGAGGAGAACCAAAGCGUCAUGGACGGGCCCUAUGUGGGUACCAUGACCGCUUACGACUUGAAGAAGACCCUCGCCGUGCUGCUGGAUAACAUAAUGCUGAGGCUGGGCAAGUUGGAGUCCAAGGUGGAAAACAUCUACAACGGCACGGGAGGCAACCUGACCAACGGCACCAGCACCGCCACGCCCAGCGCCACAAACGCCGAGAAAGUGAACGUGGCAGACCUCCUAAAUGGAGCCCAGGAGAAGUGCGAGCUGCCGCCGUUGGAAGGGUUCCCUCACUGCGAGGGCAAGCUCAAGUGGAUGAAGGAGAUGUGGCGCUCUGACUCCUGUUACGGCAACUACGGCGUGGACGGAUCCACCUGCUCCUUCUUCAUCUACCUCAGCGAGGUGGAGAACUGGUGUCCUCGCCUGCCUUGGAGGUCAAAGACCCUGAAUGAAGAAAUAGACCGGAGAGGACAGGCGGAGAUCCGGACCAGCUUCGAGGAGCUCUACCGCGUGAUGUCGCAGCGCGAGGAGUUCCGCUGGAUGAUGCUGCGGAUCAAACGCAUGGCCGAGCCGUGGGUCGGCGCCAUCCGCUCGCUGGCCGGCAAGCAGAACCUGGGCAGGCGUCGGAGGAAGAAGAUCCUGGUGCACUUGGGUCUGCUCACGAAGGAGUCGGGCUUCAAAAUAGCAGAAAACGCCUUCAGCGGCGGACCGCUGGGCGAGUUGGUCCAAUGGAGUGACCUCAUAACCACGCUGUACCUGCUGGGCCACGACGUUCGCAUCUCAGCCUCUCUGGCCGAGCUCAAAGAGAUCAUGCGCAAAGUCAUGGGGAACAAAUCCAGCUGCCCGACGCAGGGUGACAAAGUGGUUGAGCUCAUCUACAUUGACAUCGUGGGCCUCACCCAGUUUAAAAAGACACUGGGACCCUCCUGGGUCCACUACCAGUGCAUGCUGCGGGUGCUGGAUUCGUUCGGGACGGAACCAGAGUUCAACCACGCUCACUACGCCCAGUCCAAGGGUCACAAGACUCCGUGGGGGAAGUGGAACCUCAACCCGCAACAGUUCAACACCAUGUUCCCUCACACUCCAGACAACAGUUUCCUGGGCUUCGUCGUGGAGCAGCACCUCAACGCCAGCGACAUCAAGCACAUCGAUGACAUCAAGAGGCAGAACCAAUCGCUAGUCUACGGCAAGGUCGACAACUUCUGGAAGGACAAAAAGAAAUACCUGGACGUUAUCCACAGCUACAUGGAGGUCCACGGCACGGUGCACGGCACCAGCACAGUGCACCUCCCGAGCUACGUCAAGAAUCACGGCAUCCUGAGCGGCCGAGACCUGCAGUUCCUCCUCCGAGAAACCAAGUUGUUUGUGGGUCUGUCCUUCCCCUACGAGGGUCCCGCUCCCCUGGAGGCCAUCGCCAAUGGCUGCGCAUUCCUCAACCCCAAAUUCAACCCGCCGAAGAGCAGCAAGAACACGGACUUCUUCAAGGGGAAACCCACGCUGAGAGAGCUGACCUCACAACAUCCGUACGCGGAGGUGUACAUCGGUGAACCCCACGUGUGGACGGUGGAUAUCGAGAACUCUGCCGAGGUGGAGAGGGCCAUCCGCUCCAUCCUCAGCCAGAAGAUCGAACCCUACCUGCCCUAUGAGUUCACCUGUGAGGGGAUGCUGCAGAGAGUCAACAGCUUCAUCGAGAACCAGGACUUCUGCCACGGUCAGGUGAUGUGGCCUCCCCUCAGCGCUCUGCAGGUCAAACUGGCCGAGCCGGGCCGCUCCUGUAAGCAGGUGUGUCAGGAGGAGCAGCUCAUCUGCGAGCCAUCCUUCUUCCAGCACCUCAACAAGGACAAGGACCUGGCCAGGUUUGGCGUGGACUGUCAGACGGUGGAGUCGAGCGCCGACACGGUGGUGCCGGCCUACAGCCAGUCUCGCCGCCACUGCAUCUUCCAGUCCGACCUGUUGCUGUUCAGCUGCGCGGGCGCCCACCAGUCGCUGCAGCGCGUCUGCCCCUGCCGCGACUACAUGAAGGGCCAGGUGGCUCUCUGCAAAGACUGCCUAUAGCACCAGCACACAGGCUGAUGGGAGGAGGAGGAGGAGGGAGGAGGGGGGGUGCUGACGGAGGAUUUGACAGGGGAGUGGGUGGGUGUAGGUGGUCGUGUUUGUGGGUGGCAGAAUGAUGUCAGAGCAGCUUAACGGGUGUGCGAGCGCUGUUCAUCAUAUUUAUUGUUUCCCCGUCAGCUGCUGGACGUGAAAGCAGCCCGACCUGAGCAUCCGUCAAACCCCCCUCCCCACCCCACCCCCUCCACCCCCGAUUCACAGAGUCCUGGAGGCCGUGUACAAAUACUUGAAUCCGCAAAAAGGGAGUGGUCUUAGACUUUAAAGCUGCAGCAGAAGAGCUCCCACCUUGGUAAGACUGCACAUAUCAGUGACUUCCUGCCUGUUUGGCGUCAGGUUCAGGGCAGCAACGGGACCAAGGAGACUCAAACGCCCCCCUUCCCCCCCUCCACCUCUACCUGACACCCCCACCCCUCCUCCCCUUCCACUACUUACCCAUCCAUCCACGUCUCCUGGUCUAAUCUGAAACUGUUUAUUCUUUUAGGUAGGUUUGCACUGGACUGGAAUCCCCGCCACACACACACACACACAUUCACACAUAUAUAUAAUAUAUAUAUUCACACACAGACGCACACACACGCAGGGGGACAGGCUUAAGAAGAACCCAGUUUUACACUGUAACCGACUUGUUCCUCCUCUCCUGGAUGAAGCAGACAUGUAACGUAGAAGUUUAGAUUUUUAUCCUGACACGUCCUCCACGUUUGAAGCGGUCUUCGUCCCCCCCUUUAAAGACAGGAAGGUGUAGGUUUUUCAUUUUUCACGUAUGAGUUGCACAUUUGUUUUAAACGAUAGCUAUAAAGAGGUUCCAGGGUGUGUGUAUGUAUGUAUGUGUGUGUGUUUCUACAAGAGGCCAGUAUCGUCCAAAUGUUUUAGCCCGACUGUUUCAGCACACCGGUACCGGUUACUACGCACACAGGGAGGGGAAGGGGGGUGAGGGUCGUUCUCUGUAGCUAAAGCUGUCGUGCCGUCGUUGUCGUAGAUGAUAGGCCGUCGUCGGUAGCAGUGGUAACACCUAAACACCUCGGCAGCGAAACACGCAGAAAACGUGAAAACCUUCCCGAAACGUGUUCGCCCGCGUCCUCGCGCUCGUCUCCCGCCCAACCAGACGACAAGCUGUAAAUCAAUUCAAGCUAACUGUAACAAAAAAAAAAACGCGCCAACAGAGCGUCCCCCAACGACGCCAAAAAAACAACUCCUUGUUUCUCUCUGGAUAAUCAUUAGGAUCUUAAUUUGCCUGCAGAUUUGCAAAGAGAAAAAAAAAAUGAAGACAAACGUGAAAAAAAUCGUAGUUCUUGUGGUGAAUGGAAAAAAAAUGCACUACGUUAAUCUAUUCGCAGAGGUUUAACAAGAUAUUAGUAACACUGUAUAUUGUUCAUAUGGGUUUAAAAGUUUUUCUUUUUUAUUUAUUUUGUAUACAGAUCUUUAUCUCUGUGUUUUGCUGGAUAUCUUUGUUUUUUUUUUAUUUAUAGGAGGGGGUGUCUUCUUUCUUUUUCCUUUUUUUUUUAAUAGAUUUUUAUUUAUGGAGGGUAUAAUUAAAGAAAGGACAAACAAACAAAAAAAAAGUGCUUAUCUUCAAGUGUAUGACCGAGAGGUGGGAGGGAGAGGUUCUGUCUGCUUCUAUUCAGCUUCCAGCAGUGAUGCGAGGAGAAAACGCUGAAAGACGUGUCCAAUGUUGGAGAGGAAAAGGAGCGAGUUACUCCUGGGGGGGAAAAAAAAGUAUUUGUCCUCCAGUUCAGAGGGCAGAAAAAGAAUUUUGUAAGCACAUAAAUUAUAAUAUUUAAUAUAUAAUAUAAGUCCAUACCUGAGCUGGACCUGGAGUCAUACUUUUGUGGUUCACCUGACAUUUUUUUAUAGAAAAUGUUCCUUUAAACGCUCAGAAAUUUGCACGACAUUUGGUUUUAAACCUAAAUCUUUAGAGCAAGUUUUAACCACAGAAGAAGAGCGGCCUCCCGUCCUUCCUCUCAUCACUGUCUCCUGAAGACGGACAGCAGUGGACAAACGCACCUCGUCUUGUAGUCUUGAAGCCAGCAGGAGCCUCAUACACUUUGUGCUUUGAUUUUUCCGAUCUCAGUUCUUCUGUUUGCACACGUGUAAAUUCAGCCUGAAGCUCCAGUGUUCCACCUUCUACUCUGUCACUGUCAGCUCGGGCUGUUUUUAUGUUUUGUUUU